This is a messenger RNA of Aplysia californica (California sea hare), 692 nucleotides long. RefSeq names its product dixin. Lineage: Eukaryota; Metazoa; Mollusca; Gastropoda; Aplysiida; Aplysiidae. The record is from RefSeq and is a predicted model, not a curated record. Gene Ontology annotation, cellular component: cytosol. Gene Ontology annotation, biological process: canonical Wnt signaling pathway. Gene Ontology annotation, molecular function: protein binding.
CAAUAAAUAUGAGUUAACUGCUCUGAAACAGUAUUUAUAAAUAAUUUGGAGGUCACUCGUCAAUCGACGGGUAACUUCGUUUUGGCGUAUUUUCUGAUCCAAUAUUUUUACAAUAAUUUAUUUACAAUAUGGCGUCAUUAUAAAUUUGUGUCUGGAGUCUGGUGUGUUACAUUAUCGAAAACUUGUCAGGGGAGAUGUCUGUUUAGUGUUUUCCAUGUUGUGCGGACCGGUACACAUUGAUUGUGGCAUGCGUAGAACACUGGUGUUUUAAGUGAGAAAGUGCAAGAUUUGCCGUCCACCUGGCAUUUCGACCGACGUUUUUUUAUUCUGUUACUCGGAACAUUGUGGACUAACGAACAAACAGUACCAGCCGGCAGUUAGAAUGAGGACGGGGCGGAGGCGGCGAGCAGACGUGAGCCCCACCACCUAAUCGCCUGUGAUUCGUGGGACCGCCAGACGUACACGACAGGCUCCCAUAUUGCCCCACGGACCGCCAGACGUACACGACAGGCUCCCAUAUUGCCCCACGGACCGCCAGACGUACACCACAGGCUCCCAUAGUGCCCCGUGGACCGCCAUCACCAGCCUCUCAUGAGUGCCGUCGUUGUGUCAUGAGUGCCGUCAGAACGCGACGGGUGUCCGACUCUCCUGCUCGGCCCGGAGAUUCCGACAAGAUGUGGGUCCAGUGGAAA